GAAGUAAUUUUUCCUUAGAGACCAGGUCAAUCUAGUGUGUAAACAAAUGGCUGUCCAUGAAAAGUAAAUAAAAAGUAAAAAGGCUUAGAAGAGCACAUUCACUUUCUGAUUUAAGAGUAAUAAGAUUGUUUUAACAGUCAAAUUUUAGAAUGAGUCAAAUGUCAACACACACUUCUAAUGUUGGGCAGGAACUGCCUAUGUAUAUACAAAGACCUUCUUCAUCUCAAUCUCAAGAUGUUCGACAUAUCUUGGCAAAAUGUUUUAGAGACCUAUAUACUCGGGAUACAAUUAGACCAGAAACUGUAAAAAAUCUACAGAUUUCUAAAGGAGGUGAUGACCCAUACCAUGAGAGAUAUGUAGAAAAUUUACAAAAGGCUCACACUGAGUGGCAGCGGCGCAUGGAUGAAGCAGCCAUGUUGGAGCGACAUAUCAUGCAGGCACAAGCUAGGGCUAUGUCUGCUGAUGAGCGUGAAUUAAACAAGGCUACUGCAUCCUGUGAAAACUAUGCAUCACUAGGGUUGCCACCAGUGCGUGCUCACUUCCCAUCAUGCAUAGACACUCAGCUGUUACAGUCACAUGGCUUACUGACUCCCAGUGAUUAUAUGACUUAUGAGCAGGUUCCUGUCUCAGCUCCUCAAGGUCCUAAAGUACCCGAUUAUGCACGUGAAACUCUGGCUUCUCGACAACACAGCCGCCCCAAUACACAAAUGGAGCUGGAGUCACCCAUGGCAUGGCUGGCAGGUGAUAGCAUGGAAUGUAAAACAAUUCUGUCUGAGAAUGUACAAGACCAAGAUAAAGAGCUGAAAGCUCUAGAGAAUAAACAGGCAGAAUUUCCAAAGAAAUCAGGAUGGAAAGAAUUUUUGUCUGAAGAGCAAAGAGAAGCUGACAGAAAAGCUUUGGAUAUGUUGCAUUCUAAAGUUAACUUUUUGAAAAACCCCCGCUUUAUUCCACCUUCUGAGUUGUCAGAUCCUAAGUCUCUUUUGCUGCCAAAAAAGAAAAUAAGCAAGCAACUUGGGAAGAAUGUGGAGCCAGAAAUCAGUUCUGAAAAGCCAGUGUUUAUUCCAUAUCCCCCAGUAGUUGAGUUCACCAAUUACAAAGUGGGUGAGGUCUAUGAGAUUACUCUUGAAUUAAAGAAUAUGUCAGCAGUUAUGAGACAGUUACGAGUUCUUCCCCCAUCUAGCAAUAUUUUUUCUAUUGGUCUAGGUCAGUUUCCAGGUGAAACAGGUUUAGUGGCCCCCGGCAUGAGCUGCAGGUACAACAUCAGGUUUGCCCCAAAUUCCCUGAAAAACUAUGAUGAUUCUAUAACAGUCCAGACACAAGCUAAAGAGCCGCUGAUUAUACCUUUACAGGCCAGGCGACCACCACCUGUGUUAACAUUGCCAAAGGAGGUUGAUCUAGGAUGUUGUUUGGUAGGGGAUAUACAAGUCUAUCAUUUGAUGGUGAAAAAUGAGGGAGGACAUGGCCGCUUCUGCCUUAUGGCCAGAAAUAAAUGGCCUUCAACCAGCAUACGGACCGCUCUUCCUAACACAAAACCAAACAAGCAAGUUCCCUUUGAAAUUGUCCCACCGACCUUUGAACUGGGACCCAACCAGACCAUUAUGCUGGAGGCUAUUUUCUCACCCCUAGCAGAAAAAGUGUACACUCAGGAAAUGACCAUAACUUGUGACAAUUGCCAGGCAUCACAUUUUAAAAUUAAAGGUGAAGGGCAAACAGCUAGAGUUGAUGUAGUUGACAUUGAAAGAGGAGCAUCCCUUGCUCAACUUGGUGAGAUGAGUGACAUCUCAGCAGAAUUGUUGCUGAGAUUUGAUGAUUUGAAUCCUUACACUUACACAGAGAGGAGCAUCAGUAUUCUCAACUAUACGAAUGUGGAGCUCCCAUUCAAGUGGAUGGUUUACAAGCCUAUCAUUGACUCCAGCAUGCUGCUGUGUGAGUACCAGGAACCCACCUCCCAAGCUGAGAGAGUUCUAGAAACUAACGGUGUUUUUAGUGUCCAUCCACCCAGUGGUGUUCUCAAGCCAUCUGAAACUGCUGUGUUCAAGGUCACCUUUGCUCCACCCAAGGAAGAUGAUUACCAUAGUUGCAUUCACAUGGUGCUACCAAAUAUUCCAACGUUGAAUGAAGACAAAUACAAAAUUCCAGAAUAUGCUGGAAAUAGUUCAGAGGAAGAUUUGCUACCAGCCACUGUGCACAAGUUUAAGAAUGUUACAGGCAUUCAGAUGGAAGUGAAAGGGAAAUGCGUGCCUCUGUAUGUUGUGUUGCAUCCAUAUGCCUUGCUAAUGCAGGCAAAAAUUCUUGUUGGAACAUCAGCCAAGAGACUUUUCACUAUGGCAAAUCAUAGCUACUCAACCAUCAGUUUCAAAUGGGAAAGUUACACAGAUAGCUACCUACUAGAAGUUGAACCUCGCUAUGGCGAGUUAGAUCCUGGAAUGGCAAUAGAUCUAGAACUCAGCAUCACUGGAGUUGAACCCUGCUACAUCAACCACACGCUACUGUGCCACGUCAUGAACUUACCUGAGCCACUUCACCUCAACAUUCAAGCAGAAUUUAUAGGCCCUGAAGUGUCCAUUCUGCAGCCAAUUAUCAAUUUUGGUCUUGUAAGAAUAGGCCAGCAUCAGACAAGGGAGAUGACCCUGCGCAAUAACUCUGAGCUGAAAGUGUCAGUUGCAAUUUCAGAAUCUCAGGAAGAAAAUUCUCAAAACAGCCUUUCUCAGGAAACAAGAGAUCUGACAUUUUCAGUGACAGAAUGUGAACUUCGACCAUUAGAGUGCAAAGACAUAUUAGUUACCUAUACACCAAAACACUUUGAAAAACUGAAAAGGGUCUGUGAGGUUCAAUGCAAUGGUGUUGUUUCCAGUUCCAUUGCUAUUGUAGGAGAGGCACAGAAUCCUGUGGUCUGUUUACUUGAAAGCCACAAAGUCCUGACUGAUGUCUUUUUGAAUGCACCAGUUUCAUUUACUGCGACUCUACAUAACCAAACACUACUACCUACAGUUUUUAAAUGGGGAAAGGUUGAAGGGUUAGAGAAAGAGUUCUGUAAGAUUGAAAUAGAGGAGAGUGAAGGGAAGCUACUCAGCUGGGAGCAGAAACAUAUUUCUUUUAUUUUUACACCACUAAAAGCAAUAUCAUUUAGUGAUGUCGGUGUGUCAUGUUCUAUUGAGGGGCAGCAAGAAGAACUGUAUCUAAAUAUAAGCUGUGCUGUCAAGACAUUAGAGCUAGCCUUUAAGAUAUCGAAAGACAAAACAGUCUUAAGUGAUGAGUUGUGCCUGGAUUUUGGAACUAAUAGCCUAGGUCAGAUAGUGAGAAGAUACCUCCACGUGUAUAACAAGACCUCAAUACGAGCUUCAUUCAAGAUACAUGCUGAGUAUUUUGUUGCAACAUCCCCCUCUCCGCCUGAACUUAAAGACAUUUCUACCUCUCACAGCAUAAGAAGAAACCUAAUUAGUCGAACACCCAACAUCACAGAGCCAGUUCACGGGAAAGCCUCAACAAAAUUGAAUGCAGAAUGGAACAAAUUCAUUCUGAAAGAAAACAGAGGAGCAGUGUUUCAACCCUGCCCAGUCAGUGGUGAGCUGCUACCCUAUGGGGAGCAAGUCAUUGAAGUGGUUGCCUGUAGCAACAUGUGGGGGACCUACCAGGAUCAGCUUACAUUUCAAGCUGAUGACCUUGAACCAGUUAGGAUUCCCGUCAGUUUAACCAGCUGUGGAUGUCCUCUAAGUUUUCAGUUAACAGCUGGCCAGCCUGACUUGAAGCCCAUUGUCAGGUUUGGAAGUCAUACUGCUGGGUCAAAGGUUAUAACCAGACAUCUGAAAAUCAACAACUCAAGUCCUAAUGACAUCCGUGUGGACUGGCAAGUUUUCGAAAUGUCGGACAGUUCGGAGAAAGUCAUUGAUUUUAUUUUAGUUUUUGGUGAAAGUUUUCCUCUUCUUGAUGAACAAGGAAAUGAAAUUGAAUGGUCAGUGCCUGCUGCUAAAGAAACCUCGGCAGAAAAUUGUGAGGCAGGUGAAGAGGAUUUUGACGAGAAACUUUUCACAUGUUGUGUCAGGACUCAUGAAGGAAAUAUUGCAACCCGACCAUUCAAUAUCACACCAAAACAGUUGGUCAUCCCAGGUCAUGGCUCCAACUCGGUGGACUUGACUUUUACAGCUUUAUCCACGGAUGAAGUUUUUGAAGAGACGGACUUGGCUGGAUUUGCCUUUGGAUAUCUCAGUUUAGACAAAGAGGAACAUUGCAAUACUAAAGUGAGAAGAAAGCAGGGCUAUGAGGCAGAUCAGCUGAGAAUUGAUUUCACUGCAAAUCUCAAACCAGCUCUACUGACUAUAGAGGAGACAGAUGAUGAGGGAAUGAUUUUCAGAGGGGCAAUGAGUGACAUCAUGAAGAAUGGCCAGCUUCAGAAAGAAUCCCUGCAAGUGUCUUCAGUGAUGUUCACAAACAACACCCUGACCCCACUGACCUUCAAGAUCAAGGUAUCAGAUCCCUUUGUGCUGACCAACCUUGAGACCACCAAAAGAGGGGAUGAGAACAAGAUGGCCACUGAAACUCUGCCAUGUUCAUUGAAUCCACAGCAAAACCUGCUGGUAAAAGUUGCACUGAAGGUGUCCCAAGCAGUGCUUUAUUCUAAAGAUUUCCUGACCCUCAAAGACCAGAAACUUGAGAUCUACAAGCAGAUGGUUGUCAGGUUCAGCAAUGGCAUGAAACAGAAAAUUCCUCUGCUGGGAAUUCUCUCAGUGCCUCAGUUUGAGCUGUCCACCAACAUCCUAGACUUUGGCAUCUGUCUGGUGGGUCAGACCAGGAAGAUGGAGUUUACAAUAGAGAACACGUCAGCCUCUCACAGCUACUGGACCAUCACACCAGAACAACAGAUUGAUGAUGCCUAUGAUGGUAGUGAAGCUUUUCUGAUUGAACCCAAUCAAGGAACGCUGGAGGCUUACAUCACACACGUCAGCAAUAGCAAGACUGUCAUUAGUGCCUACUUCAAUGCCAGACACUGUGAACCUUAUGACUGCACAUACGUAGUUCAAGGCAAUUUGGGAGAAAGUGUCAGGCGCAUCCAUCUAACUGGACUUGGCUCAUACGAUGGAAAAUACGAGGCCAUUUUGAAUAUUUAGUGCUGUCCUACUGGAGUGCCACAACCGUUGUGAUAUUGUAAAUCUUCAUGUCUUAUCUGCGCUAUUUCAUGAUGCAGCUUACAGAUGACAUUUUCAUAUUUUUUUACAAGGUCUAAUUACAUUAUUAUGUAUCUGAGAUGAUAAUUUUGUUUGCUAGCUAUGUUAUAGUCAGGAUUUCAUUUGUUUUACAACUGUUUCAUGCGUCUUUAUGUUGUGAUGUUUUUAACAUAAGUAGAAGACAUCACAGCCAGCUCAUAUGUGAUACUGUAUAAAAAUAUAAAACAUAAACCAGUAUUUUAAACUUUCAUGGCAUAUUUUUAAAAAAAAUUCUACAAUAUUUUUUUAUACAAUAUCUACUCAUUGCUCAUAAAAUGUUUAUCUUAUAGGGUUUUAUUUAUUUCAUUUGUGUUGCUACUGUUUUCAUAUAUUAAAUACAUUUAUUAAAUUAUUUCUAAUGGUGAAGUUUAUCAUUGUACCAUCGAUUAAUUAGUUUAUUCUGUUUAAACUAAAAGAAAAAUUACGGAAAGGAAUAAGGUCCAUUAAUGAUGUCACUACCUAAGUGACGUCACAG
Physella acuta is the source of this 5676-nucleotide messenger RNA. Its product is annotated as deleted in lung and esophageal cancer protein 1. Gene Ontology annotation, biological process: negative regulation of cell population proliferation. NCBI's taxonomy places the organism in Eukaryota, Metazoa, Mollusca, Gastropoda, Physidae. The record is from RefSeq and is a predicted model, not a curated record. Gene Ontology annotation, cellular component: cilium; cytoplasm. Gene Ontology annotation, molecular function: tubulin binding.